Cuscuta epithymum is the source of this 615-nucleotide messenger RNA. The record is from the annotation of a GenBank genome assembly. Lineage: Eukaryota; Viridiplantae; Streptophyta; Magnoliopsida; Solanales; Convolvulaceae.
GUGGUAGUGGUAGUAGUAGUAAUGGUAGCCGCAACGUCAGCGGCAGGAGCAGCAGCGACAAUGGCAGCAACAGUAGGGGGAGUAGUGGUAGUGGUAGUAGUGAUGGUGCUAGUGGUAUUGGUGGUGGUAGUAGUAGUUAAUAGUGGUAGUUGUAGUGGUAGUGAUAGUGGUAUUGGUGGUCAUGGUGGUUGUGGUGAAGGUGGUGGUAGUAGUAGUCAUUGUACUGGUAGCGGUAGUAGUAGUAAUGGUAGCGGCAGCGACAGGAGCAACAAUGACGGCAACAGCAACAGUAAGAGUAGUAGUGGUAGUGGUAGUAGUGAUAGUGAUACUGGUAUUGGUGGUGGUAGUAGUUAGUAGUAGUGGUAGUGAUAGCGGUAGCGACAACGGUAGUGGAAGCGGUGACGACAUCAGCAACAUCAGUAGCAACAACAAUAACAUUAGUAGUAGUGGUGGUAGCAAUAGUUAAAACCUCUCUCCCGAUUUGAGCAUAAAUUAUUUGAUGUAUACACUCAAAUACUCCCCAUGUCCCCUGAUUUUGUCAUGUGUUACCUUUUUGUCUGUCCUACUAAGUUUGUCUCAUGCUAUAUUUUGUAAUAUAUCAGUGGUUACAAUUAA